This is a messenger RNA of Xenia sp. Carnegie-2017, 462 nucleotides long. RefSeq lists its product as uncharacterized. Lineage: Eukaryota; Metazoa; Cnidaria; Anthozoa; Malacalcyonacea; Xeniidae. The record is from RefSeq and is a predicted model, not a curated record. The transcript is spliced from 4 exons. Bases 1 to 462 code for a protein of 153 amino acids.
AUGUCGGUCAUUUAUGCCACAUGCAACGAAAAAGGCAAUGAUAAUGGAGGGCAAACUCCUUGCUCAAGCAAAAAGAGUAAUACAACUUUUUCAGAUGAUGAUGCAGCUAGUACCAGUAGCGGUGCUGACUUUGAACCAGCGAAAACACGUUACAGCACGCCACGUAGAAAGUCUCGUAGAUCUGUUACAGAAAAACGUCAACUUCGAAGUAGAGCGACAAUUCUUAAAGUUAUAAACGAAGCUGAUGAUGCUACAACAAACACCAACACGAAGAUCAUUGAUGAUACUGCAAAUACUGCGAAUUCCAUGGAGGCCACUUUUACCUCUGAUAACAUUCCUGAUCCACCUUCACCUUCUUUGCUUGCAAAUAUUGCAAAGGAUUCUGAUGGUGCUGAUGUUGAAUACUGUGAAUGCAACGAGUAUGUAAGGUAUUCCGUUAUUACGCUAUCAGACAGCGCCUAG